AUGACCAGAUUUAAUGAAUAUAACAGUUUAUUUUUUGUCAUAAAUCUGUUCAUGUUGUGUUCAGCUGUGAGGUCUGAUCUUAAUGCAGAUUUCUAUAAGCAGACAUGUCCAGAUCUUCUCAAAAUCGUCAGGAAAGAAGUGAAAGAUGCUCUAAAGAUUGAAAUGCGAAUGGCGGCUUCCUUGCUUCGGCUUCACUUUGUCGAUUGCUUUGUGAAUGGCUGUGAUGCAUCAAUUCUGUUGGAUGGAAGCAACAGUGAGAAAUUUGCUACUCUCAAUUUGAACUCUGUUAGAGGAUUUGAAGUGGUGGAUGCAGUCAAAAGUGCUGUGGAGAGUGCAUGCAGUGGAGUUGUAUCCUGUGCUGAUAUAUUAGCCCUAAUUGCCCGGGAUUCUGUUCUCUUGAGUGGAGGACCAACAUGGAAGGUUUUAUUGGGAAGAAGGGAUGGACUGGUGCCAAACCAGAGAGGAGCAAAUCUUGCUAUUCCUUCUCAAUAUGACACACUGGACACAAUAAUUUCAAAAUUUGCCAAUGUAGGUCUCAAUGUCACAGAUGUGGUCUCCUUGUCAGGUGCUCAUACAAUUGGACAAGCAAGGUGUGCCACUUUCAGCAAGAGACUCUGGAACUUCUUCAAAACAGGAGGUCCAGACAGCACAAUGGAAAAAGAUAUGCUAUCUGAUCUGCGACAUGUAUGUCUCGUGAAUGGCGAUGGCAACGAAACCACAGCUCUUGAUCGAAAUUCGAAUGAUCUCUUUGACAACCAUUACUACCAGAACUUGCUCGACGGGAAGGGCCUUCUUCAUUCUGACCAAAUUUUGUUUAAUGGUGGUGACGAUGAGACCAAAAGUGUUGUUGAAAACUACAGAAGAAAGCCUAAACUUUUCUUUGAUGACUUUAUUAAGUCAAUGAUCAAGAUGGGAAAUAUUGGCCCAGUGACUGGAUCAAGUGGACAGAUUCGAAAGAAUUGCAGAGUGAUCAAUUGA
Messenger RNA from Prunus mume (Japanese apricot), 978 nucleotides. RefSeq names its product peroxidase N-like. Gene Ontology annotation, biological process: hydrogen peroxide catabolic process; response to oxidative stress. The record is from RefSeq and is a predicted model, not a curated record. Lineage: Eukaryota; Viridiplantae; Streptophyta; Magnoliopsida; Rosales; Rosaceae. Gene Ontology annotation, molecular function: heme binding; peroxidase activity.